Messenger RNA from Lingula anatina, 545 nucleotides. RefSeq lists its product as uncharacterized. Lineage: Eukaryota; Metazoa; Brachiopoda; Lingulata; Lingulida; Lingulidae. The record is from RefSeq and is a predicted model, not a curated record.
UAUAAUUCUUUGAAUCAACGCCAUGGAAAAGCAAAUCAAGAUUGUGUUAACAUGUGUAAUAACAUUGCUGGUAAUCAUACUGUCAGUGAACGGAGAUGAAUAUUGCUGUCCGUAUUACACGUCAUAUGGCAGUUACAGAAGCUCUUUCUACUGUUCCCAGUACUGCUGCGGGACAUCUACUCGUAAAUACUGCUGUGACUCGUUCUAUGACAGUUACUACCCGAGUUAUUCCUAUAGUUGGUUAUGUCCCACUGCCACCAGUCCAACCACAGCAUCAGGAGAAUAUUGCUGCGCAUAUUACAACUCAAAUGGCACUUACAUCAGGUCGUUCUACUGUUCCGAUUACUGCUGUGGAACAUCUACUGAUAAAUACUGCUGUUCCUCUUCAUACUAUAGAUACUAUAAGAGCUAUUCCUCUCUUUCCACAUGUUCCGUCACUGCGAGCAGUCCAAGUGCCCCAGAUAUGUACGUAUUCCAAAGUAUGGUGUUCACAGUGUAAACACGUCUUUGUGUGUAAGAAUGUGGAUUACCGUUUAUGUGCGUUU